Neomonachus schauinslandi (Hawaiian monk seal) is the source of this 4999-nucleotide messenger RNA. It is a transcript of the gene PPP6R3, whose product is annotated as protein phosphatase 6 regulatory subunit 3. Gene Ontology annotation, molecular function: protein phosphatase binding; protein phosphatase regulator activity. Bases 302 to 2836 code for a protein of 844 amino acids. The record is from RefSeq and is a predicted model, not a curated record. The transcript has 22 exons. Lineage: Eukaryota; Metazoa; Chordata; Mammalia; Carnivora; Phocidae. Gene Ontology annotation, cellular component: nucleus; cytosol.
AAAAAUUUCAGUUAACUAGAACUUUUCAAUCUUCUGAGGUGCAGUUCUAUGUGAAUCAGGACCCUCAACCCGUAUCUUUAAUGGCAGCUGUCAUCAGACCAAAACAGAACAUGCUGUGAACAUAUGCUCUUUUUUCUUUAUAGGAGAGCUUCUGUUUUGCUUCCACAUCCUACUUUACUCCGGCUAAUCUGCUAAUGCAGUGAAUUGGAAGACAACUGUUACCAGGAUAACCUGUAAUGGGCAAGGAGCCACAGAGAAGAAAACAUUUCUUUUAAUUUUUAAACUUGGUUGAAAGACCAGCAUGUUUUGGAAAUUUGAUCUUCAUUCAUCAUCCCACAUAGACACACUUCUAGAAAGAGAAGAUGUAACACUGAAGGAGUUAAUGGAUGAGGAAGAUGUUUUACAGGAAUGUAAAGCUCAGAACCGCAAACUUAUAGAGUUUCUGUUAAAAGCAGAAUGUCUCGAAGAUUUAGUCUCAUUCAUUAUAGAAGAACCACCUCAAGACAUGGAUGAAAAGAUCAGAUACAAGUACCCAAAUAUAUCUUGUGAGUUGCUCACUUCUGAUGUCUCCCAGAUGAACGAUAGGCUGGGAGAAGACGAGUCCUUGCUCAUGAGGUUAUAUAGCUUCCUCCUAAACGACUCCCCCUUGAACCCACUACUUGCCAGUUUCUUCAGCAAGGUGCUCAGUAUUCUUAUCAGCAGAAAACCAGAACAGAUUGUGGAUUUCUUAAAGAAGAAACGUGAUUUUGUAGACCUUAUAAUAAAGCACAUAGGAACUUCGGCCAUCAUGGAUUUAUUGCUCAGGCUCCUGACGUGCAUCGAGCCUCCGCAGCCCAGGCAAGAUGUGCUGAAUUGGUUAAAUGAGGAGCAAAUUAUCCAGAGACUUGUGGAAAUAGUUCAUCCAUCGCAAGAAGAAGAUCGGCAUUCAAAUGCUUCACAGUCACUUUGUGAAAUUGUUCGCCUGAGCAGAGACCAGAUGUUACAAAUUCAGAACAGUACAGAACCAGAUCCCCUGCUUGCCACUCUAGAAAAGCAAGAAAUUAUAGAGCAGCUUCUAUCAAAUAUUUUCCACAAGGAGAAAAAUGAAUCUGCCAUAGUCAGUGCAAUCCAGAUACUGCUGACUUUACUUGAGACACGGCGGCCCACAUUUGAAGGCCAUAUAGAGAUCUGCCCGCCAGGCAUGAGUCAUUCAGCUUGUUCGGUCAACAAGAGUGUUUUAGAAGCUAUCCGAGGAAGACUUGGAUCUUUCCAUGAACUCCUGCUUGAGCCACCCAAGAAAAGUGUGAUGAAGACUACGUGGGGUGUGCUGGACCCUCCGGUGGGCAAUACCCGAUUGAAUGUCAUCAGGUUGAUAUCCAGCCUCCUUCAGACAAACACCAGCAGUAUCAAUGAGGACCUCAUGGAGCUGAAUAGCAUUGGGGUCAUAUUGGACAUGUUCUUCAAAUAUACGUGGAAUAACUUUUUACAUACACAAGUGGAAAUUUGUAUUGCACUGAUCCUUGCAAGUCCUUUUGAAAAUACAGAAAAUAACACAAUUACUGAUCAAGACUCCACUGGUGACAAUUUGUUACUGAAACACCUUUUUCAAAAAUGUCAGCUAAUAGAACGGAUACUGGAUGCCUGGGAAAUGAAUGAGAAGAAACAGGCCGAGGGAGGCAGACGGCACGGCUACAUGGGACACCUGACAAGGAUAGCUAACUGUAUUGUGCACAGCACUGAUAAGGGCCCCAACAGUGCAUUAGUACAGCAGCUUAUCAAAGACCUUCCAGAUGCAGUCAGGGAGCGGUGGGAGGCGUUCUGCACAAGCUCCUUGGGAGAAACUAACAAGAGGAACACGGUAGAUCUAGCCUUUUCUGAUUAUCAGAUGCAACAAAUGACGUCCAAUUUUAUUGACCAGUUUGGCUUCAACGAUGAGAAGUUUGCAGAUCAAGAUGACAUUGGCAAUGUUUCUUUUGAUCGGGUGUCAGACAUCAACUUUACUCUGAAUACAAAUGAAAGUGGAAAUAUUGCCUUGUUUGAAGCAUGUUGUAAGGAGAGAAUACAGCAGUUUGAUGAUGGUGGCUCUGAUGAGGAAGACAUCUGGGAGGAAAAGCACAUUGCCUUUACACCAGAAUCCCAAAGACGAUCCAGCUCGGGGAGUACAGACAGUGAAGAAAGUACAGACUCGGAAGAAGAAGACGGAGCGAAACAAGACUUGUUUGAACCCAGUAGUGCCAGCACGGAGGAUAAAAUGGAGGUAGACUUGAGUGAACCACCCAACUGGUCAGCCAACUUUGAUGUCCCCAUGGAGACAACCCAUGGUGCUCCCUUAGAUUCUGUGGGGUCUGAUGUCUGGAGCACAGAGGAGCCAAUGCCAACUAAGGAGACAGGCUGGGCCUCUUUCUCAGAGUUCACGUCUUCCCUGAGUACAAAAGAUUCUUUAAGGAGUAAUUCUCCGGUGGAAAUGGAAACCAGCACCGAGCCGAUGGGCCCUCUGACUCCCAGUGUUACCACACUGGCCGCACAGCCGGAAGCACCAGCCAGUGUAGCCAUGGAAGCCAGCUCUGACGGAGAGGAGGAUGCAGAAAGUACAGACAAGGUAACUGAGACAGUGAUGAAUGGCGGCAUGAAGGAAACUCUCAGCCUCACUGUAGAUGCCAAGACAGAAACCGCAGUCUUCAAAAGUGAGGAAGGAAAACUGUCUACCUCUCAAGAUGCUGCUUGUAAAGAUGUCGAGGAGAGCCCUGAGACAGCAGAGGCAAAGUCUGCGGGCCCCCGGCCCCCCAGCAGUAGCCCAGAGCAGAGGACUGACCAGCCAAGCCUGCCAGGCGACACAUCCGUCAACGGCCCCGUAUGAUGAGUGACCCCUGCUUGCUGCUGACUGAGGACCGCAGGCCGCCACCGCUCGGGGCCUCUGGAGACUUCACCUGGAGCCCGCCAGGCCGUCACUGCUGCACUCACUCUGCAAAGGAUCAGGACCAGCAACCUUUAUAUUCUAGAUUCUAAGACAUUGUACAGAGAAAUCCAGAAGUGUAAAAAUAUUGCACAUUGACAAAUACCAAGAAUUUUUGCGUAUGUUUAUAUUGUAUUGUUCUAAAUAAUGGGUAGCCUGUGAAAUAAGAUCGUGCCACCCAUGUAAUAAUAGUAGUAAUGCUAUAGUUAAAAUGGCUGUAAGAAUAGUUUUAUAAAAGUGAAUACACAGAUCUAUUGUAUUUGAAACAUAACUAUUUGACAAUUAUUAGUGUGACCAAAGUAUUAGGCAGUUUUCAUACAUUUUUCACCUUGUACAAAAUUCUGAAUUCAUUUCUCUUCCAGGCUGGCAAGGAGUUGUAGGGUUGAAAUGCCCUCUUAAGUGUUAUUUUGGUUGUUCUAACUUACAAACGUGAUUUUGAAUAAGAAAUAUUUGGUGUUCUUUUUAUAACCAGGUUUUGAUUGGUAACUGUUUUCUGUAUUGUUUUAAACGGAUCAAAAAAUGUAAGUCUAUUGGUAGAGAUUAAGUAUUUAUUGCUACAACUUAGUUGAUAAAUUGAUGUUACUGUAAAGCCAUAUGUUCUGUUGAAGUCUCGUUUGCUUGAAAUGGUUCCUCCUACAGGUGAGACACUAGACUGUUUGGGGUGUACGUGGCUUGUGGUUUGAGUUACUUUGUUUCUCGUUUUUGUUUUUUUUGUUUGUUUGUUUUGGUAGUUCCUCUGCCUUUUAACCCAUUCACCCAAAUUUACCUUGUUAACAAGCAUCACCAGUGACCAUUUCUGAGCAGUUUGCAUAUUUAACAAACCUAAACUGUAUCAGGCAGGCCAGUGGAAGAGUGCUCGCGCUGCAGGUGGAUCAGAGCGCGUUCGUUUUGCAGGCUAGUGUUUCCAGCUAGAAAUCAGAACCUGGCACCUACGCAUUGGGAUUGUUCUCCUGUACCUUGUGAGGUUUCCACGCAUAAAUUCUAAGCCAGUGUGUUUUUUUUAGAACUGGUUUGUGUAUAUAUAUAUAGUGAUUAUGGAUACUAAUUCAAUGUAAUUUAUAAUUUUCUAUGUCAAUAUAAAAGUACAUCACAGCCUUCUCAAACAGCUGAAGCAAUAUAUCGUAUAUUGCCAUAUCGUCUGGGGAAAGGGUUAAAUUUCUUCACCUUGCACUUUUAGAUGCAGAUCAGGUUUUCAUUUCUGUAAUAGAAAACUGUUCACGUAUUUUUACAUCAUUUGUUUGUCCUGACCAGUAUUUAAAACCAAAAGGAUAUUCUGAAUAAUGGCCAACGAUUUUUUUAGAACUAGCAUCCCAAGCAGCGUGCCUAAACAUUACAUUGCAUAUGGAAAUAAAAGAAUCAAAUGUUUAAUGCCUUAUUUCUCAUUUACUUUUCCAUUGUAAAUGGUGUCGAAAUCCUGUGUGGGGCUUCCCGCGGCAGACCCAGCACUCGAGGCCAGUGGAGUCAGCGGCACGCCCUGGGACGGACGGCAGGUGCCCCACUUGGCCUUUGCGCACCUCCUCAGGAACCUUUGUUGUGAGCUCCUCAGAAGAGACUGUCCUCGUGCGUUGUCCUCUGGAACCCAGCGCCGCCAGAGGACAGGGCUCCUUUCACGUGUCUCAAGGAUGCGGACUCCGUGACACAGGGCCUUGGGGACCGCUGACGGCUAGCAUGCUCUUAUCCUGCCCGGUGGAGAGUCUCGCUGGCCACCGUCGGGGCUUGGCUCCAGGGCUGCCACGCCGCUGCCUCCAUGCAGUUUGGAUUUGGUUGGCUUCUCCAUCCCACCCAAGGUAACACAGCAUCUUGUGUCACCCCCCUACUGCUGACAUCCGAGCACUUGAGGUUUUUCUUUGGAGUAGUGUUUUGUUUAGCUCAUCUUACGUGGCAGGGAAAGGACACGAGGAUGGAAAGAAGAAAGUCUGUUGCGGGUGCCAGCCCAAGGGCCAGGAGUAAAAGUACACUCUCAUUUAGCCUCUACUUUAGUUUCUGUGUAUUGGCCAUACUGAAUUGCGAGACUAAUCGAUGUCUACAAUACAGUACCUGUAUUAAAAAUAACUACAACUAAAAUAA